This is a messenger RNA of Pneumocystis murina B123, 1375 nucleotides long. RefSeq lists its product as hypothetical. The record is from RefSeq and is a predicted model, not a curated record. Gene Ontology annotation, biological process: mitochondrial tRNA threonylcarbamoyladenosine modification. Gene Ontology annotation, cellular component: mitochondrion. The transcript has 7 exons. NCBI's taxonomy places the organism in Eukaryota, Fungi, Ascomycota, Pneumocystomycetes, Pneumocystales, Pneumocystaceae. The coding region runs from base 1 to 1194 and encodes 397 amino acids.
AUGAUUUUUGGAUGCAGGAAUUAUUGGGAUUGCCUUUUUCCGCGGAAAAUUUUGAGAUUUUAUAGAGAAUUAAGGAUUUUAGCAAUUGAAACAUCAUGUGAUGAUACAAGUGUGUGUUUACUUGAAGAUGAUAAGAAUCAGGGUUCUGUUAAAGUUAUAUAUCAUAAAACAGAGAGAUCAUUGAAUGAGAACGAAAAGUUUGGCGGAAUCCAUCCAGAAGUCUCAAUUAUAUCACAUCAAAAGAAAUUGUCUCGUAUUUUAAAACAAGUUUUUGAUGAACAUAUUCGUGGUCAACGGAAUAUAGAUUUAAUUGCAGCAACACAAGGUCCUGGGAUGGUUGGAUCUUUAUCAGUGGGUUUAAAUACGGCAAAAGGCUUAUCAGUAGCUUUGGGUGUCCCUUUGAUUGGGAUUCAUCAUAUGCAAGCACAUUCCCUUACUCCUCGGUUGAUUAAUAAUGGAAAAUUUCCAGAAUUUCCUUAUUUAAGUUUAUUACUUUCAGGUGGACAUACAUUAUUAAUAAGAUCACGAAGUGUUAUAGAUCAUGAUAUUUUGGCAUCUACUUUGGAUAUUUCAGUGGGAGAUAUGAUUGAUAAAUGUGCAAGACUUUUAAAAGUUGAUUGGAAUGGUAUGAUGCCUGGACAAGCUCUUGAAAAUUGGUCAAAAAGCUAUGAUACAUCAACUGAUACUGAUACUAUUUGGGAUUUGCCAGAUCUUCUUAUGAAAACUCCAGAAAAUCAAUCUAAGCUUGCCUUUUCUUUUUCGGGACUAGGUUCCUCUGUUGAUCGAAUUGUUAAAAAGUCUUCUUUUACUGAAUUUCAACUUAAAAGUUUAGCCAGAUCAUUACAAAUAUCUGCAUUCACUCAUAUUUCCCACCGUCUUCUUUUAGGAUUGAAAAAAAUUGAUGAUUACAUCACAGGAAUUGUGAUAAGUGGAGGUGUUGCUAGAAAUUCUUUUUUAAAAACUAUAUUAUAUACAACAUUAAAUAAUAGUCCUUAUAAACAUCUUCCACUCUUUUUUCCUCCUAUUGAAUUAUGUAGUGAUAAUUCUGCUAUGAUUGCAUGGACUGCUUAUGAAAUGUAUAGUCUUGGUUAUAUUUCAGAUCUUUCAAUACUUCCUAUUAGAAGAUGGCCAAUUAAUCAGUUAUUAGAACUAGGAAAGUAUAUAGUUUAUGAUAAAACUAGUAUAUUUAUUUGAAUAUAUGUUUCUUUAGUAUCGUUUUAAGAAUAUUAUAAAAACCAUUUUAAUUUAUUAAAAAACAAAGGUUAUUUUAGCCUUAAAAUCCUUUUCAUAUAUCCGGAUUCAACUAUGGUUGAUGAGACUUUAGAUAUUUCUUUACCUACUUUUGAUUUAAAUAGUUAUAUUAAUAAUUAUAAAG